GUCGCCUGCUCACUUUGCCCUCUCAUUGACAAGGCACGAAAGACGGCAAGAUGGCACUGAACGUUGAAGAAAAGCAGCAGCGUCUUCUCCCUCUUUUUCAAUACGUUCCUCUUUUAACAAAAGAGAAAUUUAGUUUGAAAGUAGAGAGAGAUGAACGUCUCGAAGGAUUGGGAAUUCUUGGACGUGGAGUUCUUUUCUCAUACUUUCACAGAGAUCAUCUGGAAGAAGCGAGACACUUAUUUGAAAUCUUGAUUUCUGCACCAACAUUCGAUGAAUUUAUGGAUCUAUGUCAUCAAGCUCGUGACUUUGUCAAUGAGGGACUUUACAUUUAUGCUGUGGCAGUGGCUAUACUCCAUCGUAACGACUGUAGACACGUUACUCUUCCUCCAGUCCAAGAAAUUUUUCCAGAAAAAUUUGUGCCAAUAGAAACUCUUCUCAAGGCGUAUAAAUUGGCAGCCAUGCACGAUGACAAAGAAGAGGUAGUUGUAAAAUCGGAAAAGACUGGCAAUAUAUUAGAUCCCGAAUACAACCUUGCUUACUACCGUGAAGAUAUUGGUAUCAAUGCACAUCAUUGGCAUUGGCAUCUGGUAUAUCCUGCUACCUGGAGAGCGGAAGUGUUAGGAAGACGCAAAGAUAGAAAAGGAGAAUUAUUUUACUAUAUGCACCAGCAAAUGUGCGCUCGAUAUGAUUGCGAGAGAUUAUCAAAUGGAUUACCUCGUAUGAUUCCAUUCCAUAAUUUUCACGAUCCUUUGGAAGGUUAUUCUUCUCAUCUCGCUUCUGUUGUUAAUGGUCAACCAUACGCUUCCAGACCUGAAGGAGUUGUUAUGCAAGACAUGAGAGAAGUGUCAGUCCAAGAAAUGGAAAGAUGGAGAGAAAGAAUUUUCGAUGCCAUUCAUUUAGGAUCAGUUGUAGAUAAACAUGGAAAAGAAGUGUCUCUAGAUGAGGACCAUGGCAUCGAUGUUUUAGGAAAUUUAGUGGAAUCAAGCUAUGAUUCAAUCAACGAUGAUUAUUAUGGUAGUUUACAUAACUGGGGUCAUGUGCUUAUGGCUCGUGCUCAAGAUCAUGACGGAAGAUAUCAAACAAAUCCGGGUGUAAUGAGUGAUACUGCUACUUCUUUGAGGGAUCCAAUCUUUUACCGUUGGCACAGAUUUAUAGAUGACAUGUUCCAAGAAUAUAAAAAGACUUUGCCAAAUUAUAACAAACAACAGCUAGGAUUUGUUGGUGUAGAAAUUCAAUCAGUAACUGUAAAAACAGAAAAAAAUGUAAACACAAUUCAAACCUUCUUCAAAGAGGACGCACUCGUAGUUUCUCAUGGCCUUAACUUUAACAGAAGUGGAGCUGUAAAAGUAACUUAUGAGCACUUAGACCACGAACAAUUCACUUACAAAAUCAAGGUUUCUAACCAAGGAACCAAGACAAGACAUGCUUACGUUCGAAUCUUUUUGGCACCAAAGUUCGAUGAACUUGGCAAUGAAAUAAAAGCUAACGAAUUGAGAAGACUUAUGGUAGAAUUAGAUAAAUUCCCAACUGAAUUGGAACCAGGAAUAAAUACCAUCGAACGCUCUUCACGAGAUUCGAGUGUAACUGUUGAUCAAGAUUACACUUUCCGUAGUUUAUUGGACGAAACAGAAGAACACCAUACUGAAUCAUGUAACUGUGGUUGGCCUCAACAUCUUUUAAUCCCCAAAGGAAAAGACAAAGGAAUGCCUUUCCAUUUGUUUGUCAUGUUAACAGAUUUCACCCAAGAUUUUGUUCCUGAUCAUGCACACAGAUCUGGAACGUGUGCAGAUGCAGUCAGCUAUUGUGGACUUAAAGACGAAUUGUAUCCAGAUAAACGCCCAAUGGGUUUCCCAUUCGAUAGGGAAAUUGAAGAAGAAGAUUUGAAAGAUUGGCUUCUUCCCAAUAUGUCUGCAACUGAAAUAAGCAUAAUGUCCAAUUCUCAGGAAGUCCAUCAUGAAUAAAACUACAAAAUUAAAUUGAUAUAUAAAAUCAAAUUGCACAUAAA
Molecule: messenger RNA, 2005 nt
Organism: Centruroides sculpturatus (bark scorpion)
Lineage: Eukaryota; Metazoa; Arthropoda; Arachnida; Scorpiones; Buthidae
Product: hemocyanin B chain-like
Exons: 9
Coding region: 51-1961 (636 amino acids)
Molecular function (GO): oxidoreductase activity
Source: RefSeq, a predicted model, not a curated record